Messenger RNA from Raphanus sativus (radish), 2838 nucleotides. RefSeq lists its product as uncharacterized. Gene Ontology annotation, biological process: telomere maintenance; DNA repair. The record is from RefSeq and is a predicted model, not a curated record. The transcript has 5 exons. NCBI's taxonomy places the organism in Eukaryota, Viridiplantae, Streptophyta, Magnoliopsida, Brassicales, Brassicaceae. Gene Ontology annotation, molecular function: DNA helicase activity. The annotation marks the transcript as partial.
CAAUGUAUACUAUCGAGUUUCAAAAACGUGGCCUAUCCCCAUGCUCACAUACUCUUAUUUCUUCACCCCACAUCCAAGCUACCCACUACAGACGACAUUGACAAGAUUAUAUCUGCAGAAAUACCGGACAAGGUUGAAGAGCCAGAACUCUAUGAUGUGAUUAAAGAUAUGAUGAUUCAUGGUCCUUGUGGAGCUGCUAAUAUGAAUUCUCCAUUUAUGGAGAAUGGAUUGUGUUCAAAGUCGUUCCCCAAAGCAUUUGCUGCGAACACCACAGUCAAUAAGGAAGGGUUUCCUUUUUACAGAAGGCGUGAGAAAUCAGACAGUUUUGUAGAGAAGAAUGGGUUUAAGUGUGAUAACCGGUAUGUUAUUCCGUAUAACAAGAAGCUGUCUCUACGUUAUAGAGCUCACAUUAAUGUGGAGUGGUGCAAUCAAGCUAGUUCUAUUAAGUACUUUUUUAAGUACAUUAAUAAAGGAAAGGAUCGGGUUACAGUUGCUGUUGAACCUCCUGCUCACAUCGUUGACAGUAUGUUGGCAAGUGAAGGAAAUGUAGCUACCGAACCUCCUACCAGUACAAAUAGGAAUGUGACUUCUAAUGUGGAGGGAAAUGUUGUUGAUGGCACUGAAGGAAGUCUAGAGAAGAAGAAGAAUGAAAUAAAUGACUUUUUGAUUGCAGAUAUGUCUCUGCUUAUAGUAAUCUUCAAGGGGAAAGACAAAAUCAAAACUGUUGUCACCAGAAAACUCAUCGAGAAUACCAUGUUCCUCGCCUGGUUAGAGUUGAAUAAGAUUGAUGAUCUUGCGAAAACUCUAACCUAUGCUCAAAUACCAAACUUCUUCACAUAUAACAAGAAGUGGAUUAGGCGAAAAAGAGGUUUUAGCAUUGGUAGGAUUAACUAUGCUCCGCGGAAACAAGAAGAUGCUUACUUUUUGCGUGUGUUGUUGAACGUUGUUAAAUGGCCAACCUGUUACGAAGACUUCAAAACUUAUGAAGGUGUUCUUUACCCUAGCUACAAGCUGGCAUGUUUUGCUCGUGGGUUACUAGAUGAUGAUCAGGAGUACAUUGAUGAUAUCUUAAGGAGAAGUUAUGAGAGCACAUCAAUUGAACUGCGCCAAAUUUUUGUUAUGAUGCUGAUGAAUGACAGUUUGUCUAUGCCAGAGUAUGUGUGGGAACGUACAUGGGAGUGUCUUUCAGAGGAUAUCGAGUAUAAUCGCCGAAAUUUUUUCAAACGUCCAGAGAUUGACAAUCUUUUGAAGCGUAAUGGUACUUAUCUUGCCAAAUUCGAAACCAUGCCAAAACUGCCUGAGACAAGCCGCCAUGAUUCAAAUGUCUUGAUCCUAGAUGAGGGGAACUAUUCACGUGAAUCAUUGCUACAAACUGUUGAAGAAGACAGCCGCAAAAUGACUGAUGAGCAGAAUAAGGUUUAUGAGGAGAUCCUUUCGGCUGUAUAUGAGGGAACAGGUGGUAUGUUCUUUGUUGAUGGAUUUGGUGGUACUGGUAAAACAUUCCUCUGGAAAUUAUUGUCUGCAAGUAUUAGAAGUCGAGGUGAUAUUGUUUUAAAUGUGGCAUCAAGUGGGAUUGCUUCAUUGUUGUUGCAAGGUGGUAGGACUGCUCAUUCAAGAUUUGGGAUUCCAUUAAAUCCAGAUGAGUUUUCUUCGUGUACUAUGUCGCAUGGAUCUGAUCAGGCUAAUUUAGUGAAGGAGGCAUCACUCAUUAUAUGGGACGAAGCUCCAAUGAUGAGCAAGUUUUGCUUUAAAGCACUGGAUAGAAGCUUGGCUGACAUAAUGGGAAACAAUAGCGACAGUCCUUUUGGUGGAAAAGUCAUUGUUUUUGGUGGUGAUUUUAGACAGGUUCUCCCUGUAAUUAAUGGAGCUGCAAGAGCAGAAAUUGUGUUGGCAGCACUCAAUAGAUCAUAUCUCUGGGAACACUGCAAAGUGCUUAAACUGACCAAGAAUAUACGAUUGUUAACAUGUUGCUUGUCUGUUGAAGAUGCAAAAGAUCUAAAAGAGUUUUCUGAGUGGAUUCUGAAAAUAGGGGAUGGUAAAGUUAAUGAGCCUAAUGACGGGGAAGCAGAGAUUGAAAUACCUAGAGAGUUUUUGAUUACUGACGCAGACGAACCUAUAGAAGCAAUCAGCAAAGCUGUCUACGGUGAUUCUGUUUCACUUCAAGAGAACAAAGAUCCUAAGUUUUUUCAACAAAGAGCAAUUCUAUGUCCAACAAAUGAGGAUGUUAAUAUGAUCAACGAGUACAUGUUGGAUAGACUUCCUGGUGAAGAAAAGAUCUAUAUUAGCGCAGAUAGUAUAGAUCCAUCAGAUAAGAUUUCUGCAAACAAUGAAGCAUUGGGUCCCGAUUUCCUUAACACUAUCAAGGUUUCUGGUUUGCCUAACCAUAGCCUGAGACUCAAGGUUGGGUGUCCUGUGAUGGUUUUAAGAAACAUUGAUCCGUCUGCUGGUUUAAUGAAUGGAACAAGACUUCAGAUCACCCAGCUAAUGGAUUUGAUGGUUAAAGCAAAGAUUAUUACUGGAGAAAAGGUGGGCCAUACAGUUGAUAUUCCUAGGUUGUUAAUCACACCAUCAGAUACUAGAUUGCCAUUUAAGAUGCGCAGAAGGCAAUUACCUUUGGCUGUAGCAUUUGCAAUUACUAUAAAUAAAAGUCAAGGUCAAUCAUUGUCUGAAGUGGGUAUCUUUCUACCGAGACAUGUGUUUUCACAUGGGCAGCUCUAUGUUGGUGUUUCAAGGGUUACAUCUAAAAAAGGAUUGAAGUUAUUGAUUGUUGGCAAAGAUGGCAAACCUCAGACGAAAACUAUGAAUGUUGUGUUCAAAGAGAUUUUCAACAAUCUCUGA